CACUCACACCCCCCCUCAGAGAAAGAAAAGAGGACACAUUUUGGUCAAUGUGUCUUCCACACAAUCUUAAGAGGAAAUCAGAGGAAACGUUUCUUCUUCUUCUCUCUUUUUUUUUUUCUCUGCAUUUUUCUUCUUCGCGGUGAGACGGUUUGUUCAUUUGUUCAAAAAGUGAAUCAUGCUCCUCACAGGCGGUCAGAUGACUUCCAUGCGCACGUUUGCCUUCAGCUGCAUCAUGGUGUUGUGUUUCGCUGGACUUUUCUUCAUUUAUUACAAGCCUGAUGUCAACUUCCCCACUUUUGCCAUUCACACGGAGAGAAGAGACCACUCUUGUCAGUGUCCAGUGGACGCAGUGGAGCAGAGAUCGAACCCCAACUGUUCCUCAGAGCCGCAGAUCGACCCAACUGACGUCCAGAAGAUCCAGGAGGACGCUGAGCCUGACACUGUUGUCUUGGUCUGGUUCUGGCCGUUUGGUGCUAAGAUUAAUCUCAACUGCGACACACACAAUUUCAAAAGAUGCCUCUUGACGGCGGACAAGUCUCUCUAUGAUGAAGCCCAUGGCGUUCUCAUCCACCACAGGGACAUCAGAGGGGACAACUUGCCAAAAGAUCCUCGUCCCUGGUUCCAGAAGUGGGUGUGGUAUAACAUGGAGUCACCAACAAACACACAGCAAGUAUCUCACAUUGAUGAAUUAUUCAACUUGACCUGCAGUUAUCGCCUGGAGUCAAACAUCCCUGUGCCUUAUGGACAUUUGGAGCCACGAGCAUCUGGAGAGAAGACUUUCCAAGUGCCACCAAAGGACAAGCUGGUCUGUUGGAUUGUGAGCCACUGGAACCCAAAUCUUACAAGAGUUCAGUUCUACAAUGAAUUGAAAAAACAUGUGAAUAUAAGUGUUUAUGGACGAGCUGUUAGAAAGCCCACAACUAAAGAAGAAUAUGAUCCCAUUGUAUCUCGUUGUAAAUUUUACCUGGCCUUUGAAAACUCUGUACACAAAGACUACAUUUCAGAGAAGUUGUACCGCCCUCUGAUGUUAGGAACUAUACCUGUUACUCUGGGCCCUACAAGGCAAAACUAUGAGGACCAUGUCCCAGGUGAUUCUUUCAUUCAUGUCGAUGACUUCCCCACAGCAAAGCAGCUGGCAGACAGGCUACUUUACCUCCACCGAAAAGAUGAUGAAUAUAUGAAAUACUUUGAAUGGACCAAAAAGUAUAAAGUUAAAAGGGCAGUGUUUGGUACAACACACGCCUGCAAAACAUGCUCUUACCUACAACAACACAGAGGGUACGAGGCUUCUCGGAAUCUUAAAGAGUGGUUCUGGGGUUGAUGUGAAACAGAUUUAAUGUCACCUCAUGUGCAAGUAGAAGUGAGUUGACAUGGCAUGUGGUUUUUUUUUGAUUCUUUGGUUUCUUGUCACGGUGGUGGAAUGUACCCUCUAAUAACGUGGUAGGACUGGAACAGGACAGGAAACCUAAAGGUGUGGAGAUUAAGGGAGGCACACCUUUUGUCUUUGUUAUAAUGAAGUAAACAUGUUAUCAGUGCAAGUGUCGAUGCAACAAGUUGAACAGAAGCCAUUGCGAUUGCUACAUUGUUCAGGGGACUUUUUCUUUUGUGAAUAAAGACUUUUUUCAAUCAUGAA
Molecule: messenger RNA, 1633 nt
Organism: Solea solea (common sole)
Lineage: Eukaryota; Metazoa; Chordata; Actinopteri; Pleuronectiformes; Soleidae
Product: 4-galactosyl-N-acetylglucosaminide 3-alpha-L-fucosyltransferase 9-like
Exons: 2
Coding region: 176-1321 (381 amino acids)
Cellular component (GO): membrane
Molecular function (GO): alpha-(1->3)-fucosyltransferase activity
Source: RefSeq, a predicted model, not a curated record